This is a messenger RNA of Polypterus senegalus (gray bichir), 1863 nucleotides long. Its product is annotated as sodium-dependent lysophosphatidylcholine symporter 1-like. NCBI's taxonomy places the organism in Eukaryota, Metazoa, Chordata, Cladistia, Polypteriformes, Polypteridae. Gene Ontology annotation, biological process: carbohydrate transport. Bases 59 to 1576 code for a protein of 505 amino acids. The record is from RefSeq and is a predicted model, not a curated record. Gene Ontology annotation, molecular function: symporter activity. The transcript is spliced from 14 exons. Gene Ontology annotation, cellular component: membrane.
CCGAGGGGGGUGAGUGUGACCGAACGUCUGAGCGCGCACAACACGCACGCGGAGCGCAAUGGGCAGCAAGUGCAAGAACGCGGACAGGGGAAGCGACAACCAGACAACUGAAACAAAUCUGCCUUUUUCAAGAAAAAUUUGCUAUGCCAUUGGAGGAGCACCUUAUCACAUGACUGGAAAUGCCCUGGCGUUCUUUCUGCAGAUCUUCUUCUUGGACGUGGUGCAUAUGGAAGCUUCUUAUGUGUCUGUUAUCCUAUUCACCGGACGAGCCUGGGAUGCAAUUACAGACCCUUUUGUUGGAUAUUUAGUGAGCAAAAGUAAGAAGACAAGAUUUGGAAAGCUCAUUCCAUGGGCCGUAUUCACCAUGCCAUUUGGCGUCUGUGCCUAUAUCCUGCUUUGGUUCAGCCUCCCAGACAGUGUGAAUUCAGGCUUGAAAUUCUUUUGGCACUUUAUGAUGUACUGUCUCUUCCAGACCUUCAUGACUUGUUAUCAUGUACCUUAUACAGCACUGAACAUGUUCCUGGGAGGAAACCAGAAAGAGCGAGACUCUGCUACAGCAUAUAGAAUGGCUGUGGAGAUGUUUGGGACGCUGGCAGGCUGUGUCAUCCAAGGGCAGAUUGUAGGAGUGUACCACGCCAAGACAGCUCAGAAGUGCAGCGAACAGAAUUUCACAGUGUUUAACAGCUCAUCCACGCUGGCUGAAUCCGUCAUUGCUAUGAGGAAGGCCUACAUUGUUGCUGCAGUUCUGCUUGGAGGAUUUUACUUUAUCUGUGCAAUAAUACUGCUGGUGGGCGUAAAAGAGCAAGCAGGUGUUCUUACUCCUUUGGGACAAUCCAAGUUGCACUUCUUUUCUGGACUAAGAUGUGUCAUCACUCACAAAGCCUACCUGAGGCUGAUUUGUGGAUUUCUCUUCUCGUCCUUGGCUUUCCAGAUGGCUCAGGGAAACUUUGCCCUAUUUUCUACUCAUGCGGCAGGCCUUGGCCAUUCGUUCCAACAUUUAGUGGUUAUCAUGUUGGUUGCUGCUACACUGUCUGUUCCCAUAUGGCAGUUGCUGCUGGGAAGAUUUGGCAAGAAGACCAUUCUUUUUGUUGGUUUAUCAUGUUAUAUUCCAGUCUUAGCCAUUAUUGCUGCAUCAAAAAGUAGUUUUAUAUUAUUUGCUAUAUUGGGAUCACUUGCAGGUGCCAGCUUGGCAUCCCUCUACCUUAUACCAUGGUCGAUGCUUCCUGAUGUGAUAGAUGAUUUCAAAGUAAAGAACCCCAACUGUAUGGACUUGGAACCAAUCUUCUAUUCCUGUUAUGUCUUCUUUAAUAAAUUUGGUGGCGGGAUAGCACAAGGAUCAUCAAACUUAAUUUUACAUUUUGCAGGGUAUAAGCCAGGGGCCUGCGUACAGGAGGCAAGAGUGGUCACCAGCCUGAAGAUCCUCUUUGCUCCAAUACCCAUCGGACUGCUGCUACUGGGCUUGCUGAUGUUUUACUUUUAUCCAAUAAAUGAAGAAAGGAGGAAAGAACUAAAAGCACAACUUGAACAAAUCAGGAAGGAAAAGGAAACACAUGAAGACAAAGACACUGUGAUUUAAACAAACGUCACAUGUCGGAAACCGUUACACACUGCACAGUGUACUCCUUAUAUCACGUUCAAAAAUGACCGAAGUGACUGGACUCCUUAUUCUGUGAACAGAAGAAGAUUUGACAGCUGUGGUGAAACUGGAAAUUUUCUGAGCCUUUUGUCGACAUUAGGCAAGAUUUAUGAUGUUGUAAUUAUAACUACUUUUUAAAGAAGCAAUAUGCAGGACCUUAUGAUCAAGUUUGCAUUUUUACACUAUGUUGGAUUUUCAUAUUAAUUAAAAGUACUGUAUACUUUUCA